Molecule: messenger RNA, 6532 nt
Organism: Orcinus orca (killer whale)
Lineage: Eukaryota; Metazoa; Chordata; Mammalia; Artiodactyla; Delphinidae
Gene: BICD2
Product: BICD cargo adaptor 2
Exons: 7
Coding region: 137-2647 (836 amino acids)
Biological process (GO): microtubule anchoring at microtubule organizing center; protein localization to organelle; regulation of microtubule cytoskeleton organization
Cellular component (GO): cytosol; Golgi apparatus
Molecular function (GO): dynactin binding; dynein complex binding; cytoskeletal adaptor activity
Source: RefSeq, a predicted model, not a curated record
GCGGCUGCGUGGCGGCGGCGGCCGGGGCGCCGUCGGGUUGGGCGGCGGCGGCGGCGGCGGCGGCGGCGGCGGCGGUGGCGGUGGGGAACCCGGCCUGAGCCUCGGAGCGAGUGGCGUGACUCCGGCCGUGGUCACCAUGUCCGCGCCGUCCGAGGAGGAGGAGUACGCGCGGCUAGUGAUGGAGGCGCAGCCGGAGUGGCUGCGCGCGGAGGUGAAGCGGCUGUCGCACGAGCUGGCCGAGACCACGCGUGAGAAGAUACAGGCGGCCGAGUACGGGCUGGCAGUGCUCGAGGAGAAGCACCAACUCAAACUGCAGUUCGAGGAGCUCGAGGUGGACUACGAGGCCAUCCGCGGCGAGAUGGAGCAGCUCAAGGAGGCAUUUGGACAGGCCCACACGAACCAUAAGAAGGUGGCUGCGGACGGCGAGAGCCGGGAGGAGAGUCUGAUCCAGGAGUCAGCUUCCAAGGAGCAGUACUAUGUGCGCAAGGUGCUGGAGCUGCAGACAGAGCUGAAGCAGCUGCGCAACGUGCUUGCCAACACGCAGUCAGAGAACGAGCGCCUGGCCUCAGUGGCCCAGGAGCUGAAGGAGAUCAACCAAAAUGUAGAGAUUCAGCGUGGCCGCCUGCGGGAUGACAUCAAGGAGUACAAGUUCCGGGAGGCCCGCCUGCUGCAGGACUACUCGGAGUUGGAGGAGGAGAACAUCAGUCUGCAAAAGCAGGUGUCUGUGCUCAGGCAGAACCAGGUGGAGUUUGAGGGUCUCAAGCAUGAGAUCAAGCGUCUGGAGGAGGAGACCGAAUAUCUCAACAGCCAGCUGGAGGACGCCAUUCGGCUCAAGGAGAUCUCAGAGCGGCAGCUGGAGGAGGCGCUGGAGACGCUGAAGACAGAGCGGGAGCAGAAGAACAGUCUGCGCAAGGAGCUGUCGCACUACAUGAGCAUCAAUGACUCCCUCUACACCAGCCACCUGCACGUCUCCCUGGACGGCCUUAAGCUCGGUGAUGACGCCGAAGCCCUGGCCAAUGGCUUUGAGCACGGUGGCCUGGCCAAGCUGCCGCUGGACAACAAGACCUCCACGCCCACCAAGGACGGCCUUGCUCCACCUUCCCCCAGCCUCGUUUCUGACCUCCUCAGUGAGCUCAACAUCUCUGAGAUCCAGAAGCUUAAGCAGCAGCUAAUGCAGAUGGAGCGGGAGAAGGUGGGCCUGCUGGCAACGCUGCAGGACACACAGAAGCAGCUGGAGCAGGCCCGAGGGGCCCUGUCGGAGCAGCACGAGGAGGUGAGCCGCCUCACAGAGAACCUGAGUGCUCUGCGGCGCCUGCAGGCCAGCAAGGAGCGGCGGACAGCCCUGGACAGUGAGAAGGAGCGAGACAGCCAUGAGGAUGGUGACUACUAUGAGGUGGACAUCAAUGGGCCUGAGAUCCUGGCCUGCAAGUACCGUGUGGCCCUGGCAGAGGCUGGUGAGCUUCGGGAGCAGCUGAAGACGCUGCGCAGUGCACACGAGGCCAGCGAGGCCCAGCACACCGAGGAGAAGGGCCGGCAUGAGGCCGAAAGCCAGGCGCUCACUGAGAAGGUCUCCCUGUUGGAGAAGGCCAGCCGCCAGGACCGCGAGCUCCUGUCCCGGCUGCAGAUGGAGCUGAAGAAGGUGAGCGACGUCGCAGGCGAGACACAAGGCAGCUUGAGCGUGGCCCAGGACGAGCUGGUGACCUUCAGUGAGGAGCUGGCCAACCUCUACCACCACGUGUGCAUGUGCAACAACGAGACGCCCACCCGUGUGGUGCUGGACUACUACCGAGAGGGCCCGGCUGGCGCCGGCAGCUGCAGCCCUGAGACCCGUGGGCGUCGCUCACCUGUCCUGCCCAAGGGGCCGCCUGCCUCAGAGGGUAGGGCCAGGGACAGCAGCCCCUCACCUGGCUCCUCACUGCCCUCGCCCCUGAGUGACCCACGCCGGGAGCCCAUGAACAUCUACAACCUGAUCGCCAUCAUCCGUGACCAGAUCAGGCACCUGCAGGCAGCCGUGGACCGCACCACAGAGCUGUCGCGGCAGCGCCUGGCCUCACAGGAGCUGGGCCCAGCUGCAGACAAGGACCGGGAGGCACUCAUGGAGGAGAUCCUGAAGCUGAAGUCGCUGCUCAGCACCAAGCGGGAGCAGAUCACCACGCUGCGCACGGUGCUCAAGGCCAACAAGCAGACAGCAGAGGUGGCCCUCGCCAACCUAAAGAGCAAGUACGAGAACGAGAAGGCCAUGGUGACCGAGACCAUGAUGAAGCUGCGCAACGAGCUCAAGGCCCUCAAGGAGGACGCGGCCACCUUCUCCUCACUGCGUGCCAUGUUCGCCACCAGGUGUGACGAGUACAUCACACAGUUGGAUGAGAUGCAGCGGCAGCUGGCAGCUGCUGAGGACGAGAAGAAGACGCUCAACUCGCUGCUGCGCAUGGCCAUCCAGCAGAAGCUGGCGCUGACCCAGCGGCUGGAGUUGCUUGAGCUGGACCAUGAGCAGACCCGGCGAAGCCGCGCCAAGGCCACCCCCAAGGCCAAGCCUGGUACCCCGAGCGUAAGUCACACCUGCGCCUGCGCUAGUGACAGGGCUGAGGGUGCUGGGCUUGCUGCCCAGGUGCUCUGUGGCGAGAAAUAUAAUGUUUACUGCGAUUAGUGCCGCAAGGGUACACGCUGCAGCUAACCUGCCGCAUAUCACCUGUCCGCUUCACCUCAACUAACCUGGCAGCAGCGGGACCAUGGUGCUAGGCUGGUCUUAACUGUGACUAAUGCACAGAGGGAAGAAGUUAGCAGAGGCAGCCUGCUUCUCCACCUGGACACUGCAAGCUUUGUGUCUGUUUCUCCCCCCUCGGGACCACCCUUCACAGCAGCUGCUCUCUUGGAGGGGUGGUCAAGGUGGGGUUGGAGCCACGUGUCCUCACAAAAAUGUGGCUUCCCAGGGCCCGCGUGCCAUUGGCUCUCACUGGGAGGGGCAGAACUUGCAUUGAAACUUGCAUGUUCCCUGCAUGUGUCUAAUGCAGUUGUACUGCCCCGGCACCCAGAAACCAGUGUUAGAGGUUCCAGCCUGAAUCCCAGGUGCGGCCUCGGAGGACACUCUGUGCUUGGUACAGACUACGGAGACAAUUAUUUUGUAGUUUGUGCGGCAUCUCGUUACAGUUUAUAUUUGGGACAGAAUUACAGAAUUCCUUCCCCUAAACCCAGAGGAAGAGCAGCCCUGUGUCCCAUGUCCUCCAGCCCAGGCGUACACGUGCUCAAGAGGCCCAGGCAUACCUAACCACACCCCAGACCAGAGCUCAGCAGCCUCAGCUUCUCUUUCUGAGAUUUGUACGCUUGUCCGGUGGCCUGCAAGGUGACAAAUCGGCAGGCCAAAGGCUUGGGUUUUUUCUAAUGAGAAAAGCUUCCCAAGUGCCUGGCCAGACCUCUGUCCUCACAGGAAGCCCAUCCUUUUGUACUUAGUGUCCCCAGCUUCCAGUUGGAUUUUUUCACUCUCUGCCCAUUAUCAGGCCUUCCUCUCAGGGGGCUUCAGACUGCAAGAAACAGGGCUGUGGAAACCCCCAACCUGAGCUUGAGUUACCAGCGGGCCAGGCUGAAAUGAGGGACUGGGUUCCACACCUAUUAACUGAAGCCCAGCCUGGUGUGGGAAAGGAACCUUGAAUGGACCCAGGGCUAGUUUCAGGAUUCACAGUAGGAGGAAUAUGGUUCUUGAUCAUCAGUGCAAUUCCAGAGGUGGUGACAGGCAGGAAAGGCAGCCAUAGUACUCCCCCAUGCUCAGAAGCUGCACCCACACCAAGAGCUUUGGCAGCCGAACUUCUCUCAGUGUUUCUCUCCAUGUCAUCCUUGGGGCCCACCAGCCAUGAAGGUGCAGUCUUCCUGAAUAGCUCUUUGCCUCCUCUCUCUGGGGCCCAGAGGGGGAAUUUUCAUUGUCCCUGCACACUGGUAUCUGCCCUCAUUCCACUCUUUCCCUUAAUUCCCAAGCAUGUCUCAGUUCCCACCAGAUGCCAGGUGCUACCCAGACCAACUUGGAUUUGGCAAACUGCGGAGUGAAGAUACACAGGAUGGACCAUACCUGUCCCUUCUGUGUGCCUAUACCCAGCUCCAGGCUGUUUUGCAGAUGGGAUGUCAGAUCUUGGAUUCCCCUCCCACUUGAGAAGAUGUCAGGCCAUCUCCCCUCUGCAAGCAGGACUUCCAGGGGCAUGGCUGCCUGCUGGUGCCGCCUACUGCUUCUGCCUCCUUGCCAAGCCUGGCACACAGCUUCUCUCCAUACUUGUAAAGUAAAGGGUCUUCAUGAGGUACUCGGGGCCAGCGGCGCCCCCUAACACAUGCAGGUCUUCUCUGCUGCCAACUAACACACCCAUGCCCUCACAGCUCGGUGAGAGCUUUAGUUGUCUGACGGGUGACCGGUUCUAACGUUGUCUUGUUUUCUCCCAUUUUCAGCUGUAGAGUAGCUGCUGGGAGGACUCGGCCGCCGGCCCUGUCACACUGCAGCCCCCUCCCCUCCUCUCCCAUGGGCCCACGCAGAGGAAGGAAGGGCAGCCUAAAAGUCCACUUAGAAACGUUUUUGGAUAUGCUACUGCAAUUCUUUUCAAAAUAGCAUUCCCCAAGUUUUUAAUGGCAGAGGAAAUAAAAGCUUUAAUGUUGAGAAUGCCGGCAGCUGCUGCUUGGAAAGGCCUUUGUACAGGCACUGAAGAACCUGCUUGGACAGCGACCACCAGGCUUGCUUAGGAACCCUCUAGAAACACUCACCACUGGGGUCUCCCUAUUACAGAUACUCCUUUUUUACCCAAUCCACCUGUGCACUUUUGAUAUUAUAUUUGCUUCCUUCAUCCCUGGCGUAGAGAUGGUCUCAGAUGCCGUAGUCUGUCUCGUGGUCCUGUAGCUCCCAACGGUGUGUUGAUCUGUUAUCAGCACAUGGCACAGGUGUGUCCUCCUAGCGUGUAGCUCUAGACUGUUUAGGUGAAGGCUUCAACUUGGUAAGGAGCCCGGCUAAAUGUAUCCAUGCUGUGGUUCAGCAGCCUUUUAAUUAUACGGCAUUGUGGUUCGUGUUUGAAAUUACAGAUUUUAAAUGCCAUGUUCAUUAAGAAAUCCAGGGUAUUCGGAUUCUGGGGUUUUUCAUAUUGUAUUAUUAUUAUUCUUAGGAAUAGUUCAAUGUAACAAGAAGAAAACUUGACCUUUGCUCUGGUUAAACAGUAAAAGGCACUUGAAAACAAAAAGAUAAAUUAUUGAAUGAGUAGUAUUACCUACAAAUUCCAGAAUUUUCUGGGUUUUAGGACAUUGUGAAGCAUGACUGAUUAACAGAAUUUUAUACAACUGUACCAGUGAAAUUCCAAAUUGGAAUUGUUUUGUUACUCCGGUUGUUGUGCCAAAUUGUGGUACACUUAGAAAAUUCUACAGUCGUCGAUUUUUAGGGUGUUAUAUUUCAACGCCUUUUUGUUAGUAAUCAUUGCCAGUAGUGCCUUCAUCAGUUUAGGGAGGUGUUCCAGCGUAGUUUAUUCUCUAAAAUGGACAGUGAAGAGCUAGUUGGGAAUGUUGAAGGCCAGUGUGGACCAAUCAGUGUGAACAGGUGCACACCUUCUAACCUGACCCUGGGCAUCUUCAUUGAGGGAAAGAAAACAGCAAUUGUGCAAAAUUCUGUUAGUCAGUGAUUCUUUACUGUGCAGAUCCUUGCAAAUUCAGGGGCUGAGAAAACGAAAGUGAACACAAACCUUGAGUGUGCUUUGGGAACCAAAUGGACUUUAUGGGACAAGCUAAGCAAGCUAUGUGAACAACACGCCACGUUUGUGAAGAGUGGGGCGGGUGGCAGGGGAGCCGGCACCGUCGGCCUCGUGCAUUGGGGUGAGGGCUAGCCAUAGUAUUCUUUGCAAAUGUGAGAGAGAGACAUUAUAUAUUCUCUUGCUUGGUGUAACUAAUCACUGUUAAUUUCAGGAAACAGAAGUCACUAAAGCUCCUUAGCAAACCAGAUCUGUGUCCUGUUCUGAUUUGCUGAGUGAGGUUGUGCAAGUGGUCAAAUUGGUACUCAAGGAGGAGGAAGAAAAAGUGUCCUCUCUCCUCCAAAAUACAGGACAAAUUAUAAUAAUAUAAGUAGCAAGAAUAGAAGAAUUCUGUUUCCUGGAAUAAGCAUUUUUAUUCCUAGUUGUAGGGACCCCUAUUUUUACCUUCUCUUACAGUGUUGAUUCAUAAGAAAUAAUGUUACAUUUACAAAAACUUCAUCUGUACGGGGUAUUUAUUUGCAAUGAUGUCUGUGUACUGUAUUUUUUCUGUGCAUUACCUUAGUGUCAGAAUGUCUUUAUUUUAAGAUCAUAUGCAUGUUCUCCUGCCAAGGAACCUUUACACAGACCCAAACAAACAAAAAUGCCUUCAGAUUCUGAGAAAAUGAGGCACUGCAUGGAAAAGGAAUAGGAAGGAGAAAUCAGUCACAACUUGGGACACAGACAUAUGGUGCAAAUGUCUGUAAAGCCAGUGCACAUAGGAACAGUGGGCCUGGGUAAAGGGUCACGUUGGUAGGACCAGUAAAUAAAGAAUAAUAAAAAGACAAAGCACAAAA